CGGAAAAUAAUAAUUACUUAUAAAAAAAUAAAAAAAAUAAAAAUUUAAAAACCCAACGACUGCAACAACUGGAAGAAGAAAAGGUCUGCUGGUUUCUUUAGCCACUUUACGCAGAGCUGGUGUAGGGGAAAAAUCCCAAUUCUCUGAAAAUGCGCUAAGCGAAUAGAACACCAAACCCCCUCAUCCCAAGCCACCACCUGCUCGAAGAAAUUCCCCACCCAAAAUCCAUGGAGUCGAGCAUCUUGCAAUCGAUCGGCGUCGAGAUCGUCGGCGUCAUGUCACCGGUCUCAAUCUGCAUGCUUCUGGUGGUCCUCCUGGUCUACUCCCUCUCCCCCUCCAAUCCCUUCUCCUCCGCCGCCUCCGCUCCUCCGAUCCGUACCGCCGCUAACCUCGUUUACCUCGAGAGCCCCUCCGACUCCACCACGCAAAAGCUCGAGGGUGCGCUUCUCAACGCCUUGGUGUUUGUGAUUCUGGUCGCCGUCGUCACUUUCCUCCUCGUCGUCCUCUAUUACUACAACUUCACAAACUUCCUCAAGAAUUACAUGCGCUUCUCGGCUUUCUUCGUCUUGGCUACGAUGGGGGGUUCCAUUUUCUUAUCCAUCAUUCAGCAUUUCUCGAUACCCAUUGACUCCAUUACUUGUUUUUUGCUGCUUUUCAACUUCUCCGUGGUGGGUGUCUUGUCGGUUUUCGCGGGUGGGAUACCCAUUAUCUUGAGGCAAAUCUAUAUGGUUUCUCUGGGUAUUUUCGUGGCGGCGUGGUUUACAAAACUGCCCGAAUGGACUACUUGGACUCUGCUCGUGGCUUUGGCUGUCUAUGAUUUGGUGGCGGUUUUGGCACCCGGUGGACCACUCAAGCUGUUGGUGGAGUUGGCUUCGACCAGGGAUGAAGAACUCCCUGCAUUGGUUUAUGAAGCUCGACCGGCGGUCUCUCGAGGAAUGGAGAAUCGUGGGUCGGCAUUGGGACUUUUGGUAGCUGGAGUUUCGGAUUCUGGGUCGGUUGAGCUACAGGCUAUCAAUAUGGAUCGAAAUAGGAAUGAAAACCGAAGUAAUUCUGAGUCCAAUGCUGCCGAAACUGAAAGAUAUAUGCACGAGGAAGGGGAAAGCAGUGUAGAUUUAGGCGAGAGGUCACCUUUGGUGGGAAAUGCCCAAAGGAGGCUUUCAUCGAGCAGUGAUUCUUCUGAUUAUUCAACUGUUGUAGUUCAGUCUGAUCGGUCCCGGCAGAUUGGCAGCCGAGAAUUUGAAAAUGCUGUGGAUGAGGAAAUGUCCCCCCUUGUCGAAAUGAUGGGAUUGGGGGAUGAAAGAGAGCUGACAAGCGGUGGUGAUGGCAUGGAAAGGUCAGGUAGAGGUAUUAAACUUGGUCUUGGAGACUUCGUUUUCUACAGUGUACUUGUGGGCAGAGCUGCAAUGUAUGAUCUUAUGACUGUGUAUGCUUGUUACCUUGCCAUAAUUUCGGGACUUGGGUGCACUCUUAUUUUAUUGUCGGUUUGCCGCCGAGCUCUGCCUGCUCUGCCUAUAUCAAUUACAUUGGGUGUAAUUUUUUACUUCUUGACUCGGUUAUUAAUGGAACCUUUUGUUGUUGGGACAGCCACGAAUUUAUUGAUGUUUUGACCAUACAUUCUUCCUAAGAGGAAAAUUACAUUUUGGAGAAAAGAAAUGGUGAUGCUUUUGUUGGCAUUAAUAUAUAUACGAAUGGAAAGGUAUUUUACAUGAA
Molecule: messenger RNA, 1710 nt
Organism: Ziziphus jujuba (common jujube)
Lineage: Eukaryota; Viridiplantae; Streptophyta; Magnoliopsida; Rosales; Rhamnaceae
Product: presenilin-like protein At1g08700
Exons: 1
Coding region: 228-1607 (459 amino acids)
Biological process (GO): protein processing
Cellular component (GO): nucleus; membrane
Molecular function (GO): aspartic endopeptidase activity, intramembrane cleaving
Source: RefSeq, a predicted model, not a curated record